Molecule: messenger RNA, 1132 nt
Organism: Pelobates fuscus (common spadefoot toad)
Lineage: Eukaryota; Metazoa; Chordata; Amphibia; Anura; Pelobatidae
Gene: ASF1A
Product: anti-silencing function 1A histone chaperone
Exons: 4
Coding region: 232-846 (204 amino acids)
Biological process (GO): DNA replication-dependent chromatin assembly
Cellular component (GO): chromatin; nucleus
Molecular function (GO): histone binding
Source: RefSeq, a predicted model, not a curated record
AGGGAGGGGGGGGAAUGAAAAUUAAAACUAAUAAAAAAAGCAGAGUGGAGUUGCCCAGGUUGGAAAGAAUCAAUGGAUUAAAUAAAAGAGCCGUGCUGGAGGAAAGUUUCUCAGGACUCCUGCGAGGGGGCUGCAGAAAGCAGUGACAAGGGGGCUCUGCACAGAUAAACACUCUACUGUAUCUUGUCUGCGCUCAGACACCGUCCCUAUUGUUUUGUGCAUUUCCAAAAUAUGGCAAAGGUUCAGGUGAACAAUGUAGUGGUGCUGGAUAACCCUUCUCCUUUCUACAACCCAUUCCAAUUUGAAAUCACGUUUGAGUGCAUAGAGGACCUGUCUGAAGACUUGGAAUGGAAAAUAAUUUAUGUGGGCUCAGCAGAAAGUGAGGAGUAUGACCAAGUGCUAGACUCUGUGCUGGUGGGACCUGUGCCAGCGGGACGUCAUAUGUUUGUGUUUCAGGCUGAUGCACCUAACCCAGGACUUAUUCCGGAUGCAGAUGCAGUUGGUGUUACAGUGGUGUUAAUAACCUGCACAUAUAGGGGUCAGGAGUUUAUCAGAGUGGGAUAUUAUGUCAAUAAUGAAUACACAGAAACAGAGUUACGGGAAAAUCCUCCUGUGAAACCGGACUUUUCUAAGCUUCAGAGGAACAUACUGGCAUCGAAUCCUAGAGUAACGAGGUUCCACAUAAACUGGGAAGACAAUGCAGAGAAACUAGAUGAACUAGACAACAGCAACCAAAACCUGCAAUCCAUGCUAUCUACAGAGGCUAUGCCAUCAGCCUCCAAAGGCUGGCCCAGCUCUGAGAACUCACUGAAUGUUAUGUUAGAAUCCCACAUGGACUGUGUGUGACUAGCAAGCCGCUCAAUUCUAUGGUCAACCAGUUAAAGUAAACAGGACUAAUGUGCUGGGUCAUGAUGAUCCUUUGUAUGAAGGUCACAAGAAAAAAAGAAAAAAAAACUUCAAUGAAUUAAGAAAAAUGUUAACUAUAAAAACUAUUUUUAAGUAACCCAGCCAUGUUAAAGCAUUCAUUUUUUUCUCAUCCACAACGCAAUGCAGAAAAAAGGAUUACAAGAUUCUGUUCCCCAAAUAUUUUACUUCAUACUAGCUAUUUUCAAUAAAUCUGCUCUUGUUACAA